Drosophila willistoni is the source of this 2117-nucleotide messenger RNA. RefSeq names its product protein ENL. Gene Ontology annotation, molecular function: microtubule binding; actin binding. Gene Ontology annotation, biological process: actin filament polymerization. Gene Ontology annotation, cellular component: actin filament; cytoplasm. The coding region runs from base 137 to 1222 and encodes 361 amino acids. The transcript is spliced from 2 exons. Lineage: Eukaryota; Metazoa; Arthropoda; Insecta; Diptera; Drosophilidae. The record is from RefSeq and is a predicted model, not a curated record.
GUUCAGUUCACUUCAUCACUAGACAUCAAACAGGAUAGUUCAAAAUUUUCCAUAUUUGAAGAAAAAAUAGCUCAACUAAAAACCAAAUAGACUAAAUACUCUUUUUGCCCAACGCGCCUGGGAAUAACAAACAAAAAUGUCGCAAGAAAAGAAUACAAACUCGAAAUCCAAUUUAGAUGCCAACACCAACGAUCGAUCAUCCUCGCCAGCACCGCCGUCCCUGACUUCGUCGAUGUCGUUUUCCCUUCGACAACCGCCACCGGUGCAGUAUCGAUAUUCAAAUGUGUUUCGUCAACUCUUCGAUACGCUUGAAUCGGAGCAUCGCAAGUUGCAAGCACUUGAGCAGAGGCGUCAAAAACUAACCCAAGAGAUGCAGAGUUUGCGGGAAAUGUUGCAACAGGAGAGCCAAAGACUACGUCAAAGUUCGCCAGUGUAUGGCUCAGCUAGAUUUGCUCAUUUGAUGCCAUCGUCGCCAGGACCCGAUGCAAUUGUACUGUCAGCAUCAACACCGCCCCCACCGCCUCCACCACCACCCCCGCCACCCCCACCGGAACAAUUUCUGAAUAGACCCAGUACUAGUAAUUCAGAUGAGUUACAGCAAAAUCGUCAACAGACUCAAAAUAAUCCGAAUUUCCUGCGUAAAGUAUGUGCCACAAGCAAUCACUUUUUAGGAGCCACAAAUCUUGUUGACUGGGACAAUGAGCUUGAACCGCCGCAGAAUCAAGAAGAAUUCAAUGAAAUUGUUUCAUCUUUGCCACCAUUAUUGAACUUUGUCGAUCCGGAUGAUGAUGAAAUUGCGGAGGGAGGGAACGAAUCUACCGAUGCCUUAUCGUUAGAUCCAUUGAGGAGUCUGCCACCAAAUCCACCGCCAAGUGAGUCGGAAUCUUUUGAUGUGGAUCAAUCGAUGUCACCAAAGAUGGAGAACGAGAUUACUGAUGUCAUGGAUGAUGCUUUGCAUGAUGAUUUCUCUAAGGGCUACGGUCACUUGCACUUGAUCCAUCCAGUGAAUCCACCACAUUCAGGUUUCAAUAUGCCACUGACGAAUCUAUCACCGAAUUCGGUACAAUUGGAUAAUGUGGUUCCGAAUGUAUUGAAUAUACCAGCACCACCGCCACCACCACCGCCGCCAUCCGUAUGGCAAUUGCCCAUGUCAGUAUCAUCCAAGAAAGAUAAUGCCCGUGAGAAUGAUGAUGAUGAAGAACGACUUGAUGCUGAUAAUUAGAGAUGUGAUGUUCCUCGUUUUCAAGACAAAAGAGAGUACAAAAUGUUCAAGUUUCGGCAAUAGCUAUACAAAUCAUGUAAAAGCAAACACAGAAUAAACUACAAUAGGAUAUUGCAAAAAUUCUCUCUCUCUCUCUCCACAUCUCUUCAAAAUAUUAUCUCUGGCUGUGUCUCAGAUUUUUCAUUCAAUUUGUUGACCUUUGUUGGCCAACGGCCUCGAUGACAAGCAUAUCAAAACAAAUUAGUUGGCCAACUGUCCGAAACAAAUGUUGUCGUAACAUCAAGAACAACGAGGACCUCACAAGGAUAAGAAGGAGCAGUGGCAUGGAGAAGGCGGAGGAGUUUAGACAGAGGAAAGCAAAUGAUAACCGAGCUAAGAAAAGAGCGCAACAUUAUUUCAAUCAUAAGGGCACACGAUGGAAACUCAGGACUCACUCUGAAGCUCAUCAAAAGCAAACGAAACGAACGUAUGUGAAAAAGGCAACACAAAAAAUAAGAAAAAAAUUCCAAAGAAAUAUACAUUUGUAGCUGUGGAUGGGAUCCAUUCAAGUUGGCCAUCUAUAAUAUACAUACAUGUGCCGGGCAUAUUGAUUGAGGAACCAUUGCGACCCUUAACAUUUUCCACCUCCUGCUGCUAUCCCUGGCCAUCAUUUUUGCCCUUGGGCUGUGCACUGAACCGAGAGACUAAGAAGUGGAGUAAAGUAUUGGAGCUGGACGUGCUACUGGACACACACACACAAAAAUACAGAGAAAUGUAUAAGCACAAGCACACCAUCAACCAUCACCCAUCACCCUUUCCACUAGGUCAAGAGGUCGCACACACACACACUCUCACACGCACACCCAUGUAUGAAGGGAAAAGUUUUGUUAAAUUUGUCAGUGGAAAUAUUCGCGAA